AUGAACGGCGCGGUGGUCAUCUUCCUGGACCAGGAGGACAAGGUGAUCAAGUCAUCGAGGCGGGCAUCACCCAGAGAGCUGUCCAGACACGGGAAAGUAGUCUCUCCUGUUAAAAAGAUCCUGUCUGGAUGUAAAUCUCCGUUGCUGAAGCACGUAGUGUCUCACCGCAGACAGCUGUAUAUGAUACUGAACCAUCGGGAUGAGGAGCUUAACCUCCGCUUCCAUGUCAAGGUGGAUGCCCAGCGUCCGGGGGGGCUGCUGCCCCGGUGCCGGCUGCCACCUCCGAGCAGCCGAUGCCCAAUCUGCGUGCUGCACGGCGGCGUGGCGAUGCCGUGUCUGACCAGACACACCAGGUCUACUGGCUCAGAUACAGAGGAAGAUGGUCUGACUCUCUGCACUCUGGUUGUUGAAGAAGCAGCUGAUCAACGGGAGCAGACUGGACAUCUGCAGCGGGGUGCCCGGGUUGCCGGCAGCCAAUCCGGGACUCUGAGCCUGCAGCAGCUGGUGGAGGCAGCAGGGCCUGAACUAUUGGGGGCCGGGGCUCUGGGCUCUCUCCUGGGAAUGACAUCUAUCCGGGUCACACAAAGACUCCUGAACCUAUGGAUACAAAGACUGAGUGGGAGAGAGAGGAGACUCCUCAUGGAGUACAGCGGGGGAGAGGCUAGGCCAGAUCCCACGGACCCGUUCCCAGAGGUCUACCUGAGCCUAGGGCCACGACUCCAGGCUGAAGGAGAAAUCAUCUCAAGAGAUUCUGUCAGGUUGGUGGGAGGAGCCAGUCACUGUGGAGGAACACUGGAGGUGAAACAUGAAGGAGAAUGGAGACCAGUGUGCUCUAGCUCUCCCUGGUACCUAAAGGAAGCAGCAGACUCUGUCAGGCUGGUGAAUGGGACCAGUCUGUGCUCAGGCAGACUGGAGGUGAACACUAACCAGUCUACCCAGCGCUGGUCCUCAGUGUGUGAAGAUGACUUUGACCAGCAGGAUGCAGAGGUGGUCUGUAGGGAGCUUGGCUGUGGGGCUCCUUCAGUCCUCCAGGGGGCGCUCUAUGGAGAAGUGGAGCCUCCAAUGAGGACCAAAGAGUUCCAGUGUGGAGGCCAUGAGUCUGCUCUCCUGAACUGUAGAAGCUCAGGCUCAGAUAGAAACACCUGCUCACCUGGAAAAGCUGUUGGACUCACCUGCUCAGAGUCUGUCAGGUUGGUUGCAGGAGACAGUCGCUGUGCAGGAACACUGGAAGUGAAACAUAACGGAGAAUGGAGACCAGUGAGUUACAAGCACUCUGGCUGGACCCUGAAGACAGCAGCUGCAGCCUGCAGAGAGUCAGACUGUGGCUCUGCUGUUUCUGUAAGAAAGAGAGAGUCCUCAGACAGAUCUAUGUGGUGGAUCAUGUAUGAGUGUGUUCAUUCUGGAUCUGCUUUGAGGGAGUGUGCAGCAUCAGCUUCCUCUGACUCCAUGGUGGAUCUUACCUGUUCAGACUCUGUCAGGCUGGUGAAUGGGACCAGUCUGUGCUCAGGCAGACUGGAGGUGAACACUAACCAGUCUACCCAGCGCUGGUCCUCAGUGUGUGAAGAUGACUUUGACCAGCAGGAUGCAGAGGUGGUCUGUAGGGAGCUUGGCUGUGGGGCUCCUUCAGUCCUCCAGGGGGCGCUCUAUGGAGAAGUGGAGCCUCCAAUGAGGACCAAAGAGUUCCAGUGUGGAGGCCAUGAGUCUGCUCUCCUGGACUGUAGAAGCUCAGGCUCAGAUAGAAACACCUGCUCACCUGGAAAAGCUGUUGUACUCACCUGCUCAGAGCCUGCUGCCCUCAGGUUGGUGCAAGGAGCCAGUCGCUGUGCAGGAACACUAGAGCUGAAGCAUCAGGGAGAAUGGAGACAAGUGAGUUUCUCUUACUGGACCCUGAAGACAGCAGAUGCUGCCUGCAGAGAGUCAGACUGUGGCUCUGCUGUUUCUUUAAGAAGAAAAGAGUCCUCAGACAGAUCUGUGUUGAGGAUCUGGUCUGAAUGUGCUCAGUCUGGAUCUGCUUUGAGGGAGUGUGCAUCACUAGCUUCCUCUCACUUCAUCGUGGAUCUCACCUGCUCAGACUCUGUCAGGCUGGUGAAUGGGACCAAUCUGUGCUCAGGCAGACUGGAGGUGAAGACUAACCAGUCUACCCAGCGCUGGUCCUCAGUGUGUGAAGAUGACUUUGACCAGCAGGAUGCAGAGGUGGUCUGUAGGGAGCUUGGCUGUGGGGCUCCUUCAGUCCUUCAGGGGGCGCUCUAUGGAGAAUUGGAGGCUCCAAUGAGGACCAAAGAGUUCCAGUGUGGAGGCCAUGAGUCUGCUCUCCUGGACUGUAGAAGCUCAGGCUCAGAUAGAAACACCUGCUCACCUGGAAAAGCUGUGGGACUCACCUGCUCAGAGGCUGAUGCUGUCAGGUUGGUGGGAGGACACAGUCGCUGUGCAGGAACAUUGGAGGUGAAACAGGGAGAAUGGAGACCAGUGAUUUACUUUGACUCUGACUGGACCCUGAAGACAGCAGCUGGUUUCUGCAAAGAGUUGGACUGUGGCUCUGCUGUUUCUGUAGGAAAGAGAGAAGAGUUCACCCGCAGAUCAGUGUGGGGGAUCAGCUCUGUCUGUGUUGAGUCUGGAUCUCCUCUGAGGGAGUGUGCAGAAUCAGCAUCCUUUAAGUCCUUCCUCAAUCUCACCUGCUCAGACUCUGUCAGGCUGGUGAAUGGGACCAGUCUGUGCUCAGGCAGACUGGAGGUGAAGAUUUACCAGUCUACCCAGCGCUGGUCCUCAGUGUGUGAAGAUGACUUUGACCAGCAGGAUGCAGAGGUGGUCUGUAGGGAGCUUGGCUGUGGGGCUCCCUCAGUCUUCCAGGGGGAACUCUAUGGAGAAGUGGAGCCUCCAAUGAGGACCAAAGAGUUCCAGUGUGGAGGCCAUGAGUCUGCUCUCCUGGACUGUAGAAGCUCAGGCUCAGAUACAAAAACCUGCUCACCUGGAAAAGCUGUUGGACUCAUCUGCUCAGAGUCUGUCAGGUUGGUGGGAGGAGACAGUCACUGUGCAGGAACACUAGAGCUAAAACAUAAUGGAGAAUGGAGAGCAGUGAUUGGCUUGAUUGAUUCUGGCUCGACACUGAAGAUAGCAGCUGCUGCCUGCAGACAGUUGGACUGUGGCUCUGCUGUUUCUGUAGGACAGAGAGAAGAGUCCUCUGACAGAUCUGUGUGGAGGAUCUGGUCUGACUGUGUUCAGUCUGAAACUGCUCUGAGGGAGUGUGCUGCAUCAGAGUUAUCUUCCUUAAUACCAAAUCUCACCUGCUCAGACCUGCUGCUUCAGCCCAACAUCUCUGUGUCCUCCUCCAUGGUCGGGGCCUCAGAGGAGGACCAGCAGGAAGGGUUCCAGGUGUUCUGGGGCUCCAACUUCACCAUCAGCUGCUCCAUCCAGCCACAGUACCCAGGAGGCUCCUUCCAGCUCACCUUCACCUCCUCCAACUCAGCACACAACUACACCCAGCCAGCUGUCAAUCACUCUGCCCACUUCCUGUUUCCUGCUGCAGAGCCCGCCCACCAAGGAAGCUACAGUUGUGUUUAUCACCUCUAUGUUUUCUCUCAUAACUUCUCCUCUGAGAGCCAUGUGCUCUCUCUCAGCGUCAUGGAUAGUGACCAAACUCAUACAAAGUGUAAAAAUGGUAACAGCUUAGAAUUAACUGAAGGACAGAGCAUGUUUGGUUACGAGGAUAACUCUGGUUGUCUGAGAACUGAACGAGGUGUUUCACUAUAA
Perca flavescens (yellow perch) is the source of this 3747-nucleotide messenger RNA. RefSeq names its product scavenger receptor cysteine-rich type 1 protein M130. Bases 1 to 3747 code for a protein of 1248 amino acids. The transcript has 16 exons. NCBI's taxonomy places the organism in Eukaryota, Metazoa, Chordata, Actinopteri, Perciformes, Percidae. Gene Ontology annotation, cellular component: membrane. The record is from RefSeq and is a predicted model, not a curated record.